CGUAAGGUCAUUUUUGCCUCAGCGUUUGCAGUUUUUCUCGUUAUAAUGAGUGAGCAGACAACGACCUCGACGAACAAAGCUGCAAAAAAUCUACGGGACCACAGUGCUGAGGAGAAAGCUGUUAAACCUCCUGACACGGACGACCAGAAGUGGAUCCAGAGACAUGGCCAUAAAGGGAUUCUCACAAACGACCCAGAGUCUAAAAUGGACACUAUCACUACAUCAAAAGCGACUUAUGUCGCACCAAAGAGUCCAGGAGUGAGGCUACAAGGCAUCAGAGCAGAGCUUUUGAAGAUGCACAUUGCACAGACAGUAAGUGAAAAGGUUCGUGAUGAACUGACCCUGCCGACACCCAAAACGGACUACCGCACAACCCAAAGGGAUUACUGUGUGGAAGGGUUUGUGCCCAGCAGACCGCAACCAACCAAAGUCCAUGAUUACAAAACUGACCAGGCCAUUACAUUUUGGAGUGAAAAUCACCAGCGGAUUCAGGGAAUGACAGCUUCCCCGGUCUUAAAAGCACCCUUCAGGAAGUCAGCCCUGUUCAGCACACCCAUCGGUGAACGACUGGAUGAACCUGAUCUCCCACCGGACAACUAG
Menidia menidia (Atlantic silverside) is the source of this 600-nucleotide messenger RNA. Lineage: Eukaryota; Metazoa; Chordata; Actinopteri; Atheriniformes; Atherinopsidae. The record is from the annotation of a GenBank genome assembly.